CUCGGGCUAACGUCUCACCAGAAGCUUCUGGGGAUUUUUCCGGCGCGGAGCAUUGUGGGCUUGGGUGGGCGGCCCCUAGGCGGAGAACUGACGAGUUGCGGGAACCCGAAGCCGCUUCCAAGAUGAUGCCCACACCAGUUAUCCUGUUGAAAGAGGGUACUGAUAGCUCCCAAGGCAUCCCUCAGCUCGUGAGUAACAUCAGUGCCUGCCAAGUGAUUGCCGAGGCUGUAAGAACCACCCUGGGUCCCCGUGGCAUGGACAAACUUAUUGUGGAUGGCCGAGGCAAAGCAACAAUUUCUAAUGAUGGGGCCACAAUUCUGAAACUCCUCGAUGUUGUCCAUCCUGCAGCAAAGACUUUAGUGGACAUUGCCAAAUCCCAAGAUGCUGAGGUUGGUGAUGGCACCACCUCAGUGACCCUGCUGGCUGCGGAGUUUCUGAAGCAGGUGAAGCCCUACGUGGAGGAAGGUUUGCACCCUCAGAUCAUCAUCCGAGCUUUCCGCACAGCCACCCAGUUGGCUGUUAACAAAAUCAAAGAGAUAGCUGUGACUGUGAAGAAGCAGGAUAAAGUAGAGCAGAGGAAGAUGCUAGAGAAGUGUGCAAUGACAGCCCUGAGCUCCAAGCUGAUCUCCCAGCAGAAGGCCUUCUUCGCCAAGAUGGUGGUUGAUGCUGUCAUGAUGCUUGACGAGUUGCUGCAGCUUAAAAUGAUUGGCAUCAAGAAGGUGCAGGGUGGAGCCCUAGAGGAGUCUCAGCUAGUGGCUGGUGUUGCAUUCAAGAAGACGUUUUCUUAUGCUGGGUUUGAAAUGCAACCCAAGAAGUAUAAGAACCCGAAGAUUGCCCUCUUAAAUGUUGAGCUGGAGCUAAAAGCAGAGAAAGAUAAUGCUGAAAUCAGAGUCCACACCGUGGAGGAUUACCAGGCAAUUGUUGAUGCCGAGUGGAACAUUCUCUAUGACAAGUUAGAGAAGAUCCAUCAGUCUGGAGCCAAAGUCAUCCUGUCUAAACUCCCCAUUGGGGAUGUGGCCACCCAGUACUUUGCUGAUCGGGACAUGUUCUGUGCUGGCCGAGUGCCUGAGGAGGAUCUGAAGAGGACGAUGAUGGCUUGUGGAGGCUCAAUCCAGACCAGUGUGAAUGCUCUGAAUACAGAAGUGCUAGGCCGCUGCCAGGUAUUUGAAGAGACCCAAAUUGGAGGAGAGAGGUACAAUUUCUUCACUGGCUGCCCUAAGGCCAAGACUUGUACCAUCAUCCUCCGUGGUGGCGCUGAGCAGUUUAUGGAGGAGACAGAGAGGUCCCUACAUGACGCCAUCAUGAUUGUGAGGAGGGCCAUCAAGAAUGACUCUGUGGUGGCUGGAGGUGGAGCCAUUGAGAUGGAGCUUUCCAAAUACCUGCGGGAUUACUCGAGGACCAUCCCAGGGAAGCAGCAGCUGUUGAUUGGGGCAUAUGCUAAGGCCCUGGAGAUUAUCCCACGACAGCUAUGUGACAACGCUGGCUUUGAUGCCACAAACAUCCUCAACAAGCUGCGGGCUCGACAUGCACAGGGGGGCAUGUGGUAUGGGGUGGACAUCAACAAUGAGGACAUCGCUGACAACUUCCAAGCAUUUGUGUGGGAGCCAGCCAUGGUGCGCAUCAACGCUCUGACAGCAGCUUCUGAGGCUGCAUGCCUUAUUGUGUCUGUGGAUGAGACUAUCAAGAACCCCCGCUCCACUGUGGAUCCUCCAGCUCCAGCAGCUGGCCGGGGCAGAGGCCAAGGCCGCUUCCAUUGAGGGGCAGUCUGCACACCUCCUUGUGAGGUGAAGGGGGGGAGGAAAUGGUGAUUGUCUGCUGUGUUCUCACUGGAGGUUAUUUAAAUAAAACUUAAAGGUUA
Apodemus sylvaticus (European woodmouse) is the source of this 1858-nucleotide messenger RNA. RefSeq names its product chaperonin containing TCP1 subunit 7 (gene Cct7). Gene Ontology annotation, biological process: protein folding. Gene Ontology annotation, cellular component: chaperonin-containing T-complex. Lineage: Eukaryota; Metazoa; Chordata; Mammalia; Rodentia; Muridae. The transcript has 12 exons. The record is from RefSeq and is a predicted model, not a curated record. Gene Ontology annotation, molecular function: ATP hydrolysis activity; ATP-dependent protein folding chaperone; ATP binding. The coding region runs from base 123 to 1757 and encodes 544 amino acids.